AUGAUAACCACACAGUUUGACAGCGCAGGAAACGUGAUUCCUACAGCGUUUUCAGUAGACAAUGGUAAAUUUAGCAGGUUUGCAUUUCACUCUGGUCUUGUAAAUGGUAAAGGAAGGUAUUGGCCGACAAAAUAUUCACACAACAAAGCGCCCCUUGAAAGGUUUAUUGUUCGAAAAGGACAAAAGUUUAGGUACAGAAUUAUUGGCGCUCAAACACUCUAUCCGAUGAGAGUGUUCAUACAAGGACAAACCCUUUCACUUAGGACGUCAGACUGCUAUAAUCUUAAGCCAAUAGAAGUUCAGUCAAUAAUUGUACAUCCGGGUGAACGGUACGAUUUCACGUUUAGUUUUAGCAGUGCUUCUAAAAAAGAAUACCUGUUGAUUGCAGAAACUAUUGAAACUCGUCAUAGCCACAAUAGCUACCAUGCGGCUGAAACAGCAAUUGAAAUUGAGGAUUUUGAGGGAGCACGCAGCUAUAUCCCCGAGAACGACCAGACGGAGGUGUGCACAUAUAUUGUUGAGCUACCAAAGGACAAGGUUAUUCAGCUGAUCUUUACUAACCUUGGCACUGGAUCGGGUUGGUCCCAUCCAGUUCAUUUGCAUGGCCACACUUUCUUUGUAAUGAAAAUGGGGUUCGGUACAUACGAUGAAACGAACGGGCGUCUCAUAAACGACACUACAGACAUCAUGUGUACAGAUCUGAACAACUUUUGCACGGAUUUGCGAUGGACCGAUUCUUCUUGGACAGGUGGAAACAUUCCUGACCUUAAUAACGAUCCUUCACAAAAGAAUACCAUAGUCGUGCCGACCGGCGGUUACGUUGUUGUCCGCAUAGUAACAAACAACCCUGGUAUGUGGUUCCUCCAUUGUCACAUCAACCUCCACAACACUAAUGGAAUGGCCAUGGUUAUCAAUUCAGGACCAGGGUCGCAUCCAGAAACACCUGUUAGCCCGGUACAGUGGAAGGGAUACGAGGCCAUAGCCUCCUGGCAGACGCGUUAG
Molecule: messenger RNA, 1002 nt
Organism: Mya arenaria
Lineage: Eukaryota; Metazoa; Mollusca; Bivalvia; Myida; Myidae
Exons: 5
Coding region: 1-1002 (333 amino acids)
Biological process (GO): iron ion transport
Cellular component (GO): plasma membrane
Molecular function (GO): oxidoreductase activity; copper ion binding
Source: RefSeq, a predicted model, not a curated record